Mesorhabditis belari is the source of this 756-nucleotide messenger RNA. NCBI's taxonomy places the organism in Eukaryota, Metazoa, Nematoda, Chromadorea, Rhabditida, Rhabditidae. The record is from the annotation of a GenBank genome assembly.
AUGCGUAUUUGGAAGCUCUUUCGAGAUCCAUUGCUCGUUUUUGCAAUAGCUGUGCCAUUAAAUGUCAUUUAUGGCGUUCUCGUGUACUUAUUCGGCCUUUCCUUCAAAUUCUACAAAAAGAAAAAGCGAUGGGAUAUCGGUUUUGAGUUGGGAGGGUUCCUUUUCGCAAAUUUUAUACCAACAAUCACAUCAUGGGUCCUUUUCGUCAGUCUUCUCGUCACUCCAUUUGCCAUCUAUUUCUCGGCGACCAAUGAUCGGCUAGCUUUUCCAAUUCGUCUCCUAUCCACCGCCGAGAGUCUCAUCCGUUUCUCGUGGGCCCUCAGCUCUAGUCUCUUUGAUUUCUAUACUUUCGGCAUCAUUCGAUUCGAACUCUCCCCUGAGAUCACCGAGAUUUUCCUCGACAUUUCUUUAAUCGCUCAAAUCAUUGGCCUUUUCGAGAUCUAUUUUGUGACAAAUAUGAACUUGAGAAAGCUGCGAAAAGCCGGCAAAGCCACGAGAGUCGAGACAUUGUUGAUGACGCAGAUGUUAUUCAACUCAUUUUUCAACUUUAUCGACACAAUUUUCCACUAUUCUGGCGCAAUUCUCAUCAAUUUAUUCCUUGGCCCAAAUUUGGCCCUUGUUUACGGGAUGACCAAAGCAUUCAAUCGAGCCUUUUUCUUUGCUUUGAUGGCUAGCUUUUUGAAUAUUCUCUUUCUCCGCAAACGAUCUGAGGAAUCGAGAAAAGAGACAAGUAAAAUGGUGACGAUCGUUACGGCU